UGAUGAGAAGCUUGAAUUUCAAUUUCCUCAGAAGUCCUGAAAUUUGAAGCUGUGUAGGAAUAUAAAGAAUACAUAAGAGUAAAAAGAUUAUAAAAAGGAACACAAGAUUUUUGUUUACAACAUCCCCUUUCCUUUGAAGAAGAAUAGUUGGAACCAAAGAGACAUCAGAAUGAAUUGCUGCUCAGUGCUACCUUUGAUGCUGGGAAUUCCUCUGCUGUGGCCUGGCCUUAUGGAGAUAGAAAACGUGGAAACAAAGAAUGUUAAGCAAGCAGUUGGGUCUCAUUUGAGAGUGAAGCGUGGCUGGGUGUGGAAUCAAUUUUUUGUGCCAGAGGAGAUGAAUACCAGUCAUCACAUUGGAAGGCUCAGGUCUGAUCUAGACAAUGGAAACAAUUCUUUCCAGUACAAGCUUUCAGGACCUGGAGCCGGAAGCAUUUUUGUCAUUGAUGAAAGAACAGGUGACAUAUAUGCCAAACAGAAGCUUGAUAGAGAGGAGCGGUCCCUGUACACCCUGAGAGCCCAGGUAACAGACAUCACUACUGGAAGGGCUGUGGAACCUGAGUCUGAGUUUGUCAUCAGAGUUUCGGAUAUCAAUGACAAUGAACCAAAAUUCCUAGAUGAACCUUAUGAGGCCAUUGUACCAGAGAUGUCUCCAGAAGGUACUUUCGUCAUCCAGGUGAUAGCAAGUGAUGCUGAUGAUCCUGCAAGUGGCAACAAUGCUCGCCUCCUGUACAGCUUACUACAAGGCCAAGCAUAUUUUUCUAUAGAGCCAACAACAGGAGUCAUCAGAAUAUCUUCCGAAAUGGAUAGAGAACUGCAAGAUGAGUACUGGGUAAUUGUUCAAGCCAAAGAUAUGAUCGGCCAGCCUGGAGCACUGUCUGGAACAACAAGUGUAUUAAUUAAACUUUCAGAUAUUAAUGAUAAUAAGCCUAUAUUUAAAGAAAGCUUUUACCGCUUAAAUGUCUCUGAAUCUGCACCCAUUGGGACAUCUAUAGGAAGAAUUUUGGCAUAUGACAGUGACAUAGGAGAGAAUGCACAAAUGGUUUAUAGCAUUGAAGGUGAUGAUUCCCAGGCAUUUGACAUAAUUACCAAUAAUGGGACCCAAGAAGGAAUAAUUACAUUAAAAAAGAAAGUAGAUUUCGAGCACCAGAGUCAUUAUGGUGUUAGAGCCAGAGUUCAAAACUUCCAUGUUGAUGAGCAGCUCCUGAAAUAUCAUGAAGACGCCUCCAGUACUUUCAUUAAAGUCCAAGUGGAAGAUGAAGAUGAGCCUCCUGUUUUCCAGCUCUCGUAUUAUGUGUUGGAAAUAUUUGAAGAAAACCCACAGGGAUCAUUCGUAGGCAUAGUGUCUGCCACAGACCCAGAUCAAAGGAAUUCUCCUAUUAGAUAUUCUGUUAUUGGAAGCAAAGUAUUCAGUAUCAAUGACAAUGGCACGAUAAUUGCCACUUACCCACUGGACAGGGAGGUUUGUGCCUGGUACAACCUGAGUGUCACAGCCACAGAGACAUACAAUAUACAACAGAUCUCUUCAGUCCCUGUGUCCGUACAAGUUCUUAACAUUAACGAUCACGCUCCUGAAUUGUCUCAGUUCUAUGAGACCUAUGUUUGUGAGAAUGCAGUCUCUGGUCAGAUAAUUCAGACCAUCAGUGCAGUAGAUAGAGAUGAAUCCCUGGAAGAUCACCAUUUUUCUUUUAAUCUAUCUGUGGAAGACUCAAACAACUCAAGUUUUACAAUCUCAGAUAACCAAGAUAACACAGCUGUAAUAGUCACUAAUAGAACUGGUUUUAGCCUUCAAGAAGAGCCCAUCUUCCACAUAACCAUCUUAAUUGCGGACAAUGGAAUCCCACCACUUACGAGUACAAACACCCUUACCAUAUACGUCUGUGACUGUGAUGACAGCGGGAGUACUCAGGCCUGUGCUAAUAAGGGUCUUAUGUUUUCCAUGGGAUUCAGGACAGAAGUCAUGAUCGCUAUGCUGGUGUGCGUUGUGGUAAUAUUUGGGUUCAUUUGUUUGAUGUUGGCUCUGAAACAUCAAAGAAAGCAGACUCUGUUUCCGGAGAAAAGUGAGGAUUUCAGAGAGAAUAUAUUCAGAUAUGACGAUGAGGGAGGUGGAGAAGAAGACACAGAGGCCUUUGAUAUCGUGGAGCUGAGGAACAGCACGACCAGGCGGGGAAGAAGGACCCGGCAGAGCAGCCCUGCGGCCCUGCGGAUGCUGUACCGGCAGUCCUUGCAGGUGGGCCCGGACAGCGCCCUGUUCCGCAAGUUCAUCCUGGAGAAGCUGGAGGAGGCCAACACUGACCCCUGCGCACCCCCCUUCGACUCGCUGCAGACCUUUGCUUUUGAGGGAACGGGGUCGCCAGCCGGGUCCCUGAGCUCCCUAGGUUCAGCACUCACAGAUCAGGAUGGAAAUCUUGGUGACCUUAAUGAGCUGGGACCUCGUUUCAAAAGAUUAGCAAGCAUGUUUGGGUCUUCAGUGCAGUCAAACCAUUAGGGUUUUGCAACAUCAGAACUCAG
This is a messenger RNA of Castor canadensis (American beaver), 2508 nucleotides long. It is a transcript of the gene Cdh19, whose product is annotated as cadherin 19. Gene Ontology annotation, cellular component: plasma membrane; catenin complex; adherens junction. NCBI's taxonomy places the organism in Eukaryota, Metazoa, Chordata, Mammalia, Rodentia, Castoridae. Gene Ontology annotation, molecular function: calcium ion binding; beta-catenin binding; cadherin binding. Gene Ontology annotation, biological process: multicellular organism development; adherens junction organization; cell migration. The record is from RefSeq and is a predicted model, not a curated record.